Messenger RNA from Erinaceus europaeus (western European hedgehog), 1097 nucleotides. RefSeq names its product persephin (gene PSPN). The record is from RefSeq and is a predicted model, not a curated record. The transcript has 2 exons. Gene Ontology annotation, molecular function: receptor tyrosine kinase binding; growth factor activity; glial cell-derived neurotrophic factor receptor binding. NCBI's taxonomy places the organism in Eukaryota, Metazoa, Chordata, Mammalia, Eulipotyphla, Erinaceidae. The coding region runs from base 506 to 898 and encodes 130 amino acids.
CCCUCACUCUCCUGGCUCUGGGCGCUCCUGGGCGCUCCCCUUCCUGUUUGCCUGCUGGCGAGGGUGCAGCCGGAGACAGGACCUGAUGCCUUAAUCCUGGGGAGGACGAUGGAGGGAGAGGACGGAGGCAUGGUCCUCAGUUCACCCACCUGCUGUAUAACCAGGACCCCCGACCCCGACCCGGUGUGGCAGGUGCCCCAACUCUCCCUGGAAGAGACCCGUCGUCUGCACCCCCUCCUGCCUGGCAGUUUUGGGGGGGCCCAUCUCCUGGCUGCGUCCUCUGCUCUGCAGCUCGUAAAUCUGGGUGCAGUGGGCGUGUGUGUCGGGGGGCAGAGGGGACCCUGGGAUCCGUCCAGAUUGGGCUUUGGGGUGUGUGAGUGCCAGUCCUGAAUUCCCCAAGGAUGAGACCACGCCGGGGGCGGGGACUGGGGGGGUGGCCCUUGUCUUCUGGGAGCAGGAGAUAAAUUGAGGGGUGUCCACCGGCCCCGGGGACCUGCCCAUCACCAUGACCAGAGGGACUGUGCUUCUGCUGAUCCUGUGGCUGAGGCUGGGAGUGUGCAGGGACCCCGGGCCCUGGGGCCCAAGGAUGGCCCCCCGCCUGCGCCGGGCCCCGGGUGGCCCCUGCCAGCUGUGGAGCCUGGCCCUGCCAGUGGCCGAGCUGGGCCUGGGCUAUGCCUCGGAGGAGACGGUGAUCUUCCGCUACUGUGCAGGGGCCUGCCCCCGCGGCGCCCGCAGCCAACACGGCCUGGCCCUGGCAAGGCUGCGGGGCCAGGGGCGAGCCCAUGGGGGGCCCUGCUGCAGGCCCACCCGCUACACGGACGUGGCCUUCCUGGACGAGCGCCACCGCUGGCAGCGGCUGCCUCAGCUCUCCGCGGCCGCCUGCAGCUGUGGCAGCUGAGGAUGCUGCGCCUGAGGACCCCGCAGCCACCCAGGAAGAUCAGUGGGGGUUAGGUUCGUCCCUUGCCCCCCAGGACACGCAAUAAACAAAUGUGCUGUUGACUUGGGUCUCUGUCGUCAUUUGUGUGUUUGGGGGGGGGGUGCCUUGCCCAGGACCCUUUAAUCCCCCCCCCAGCUGCUUGCAGAGGGGAGACUUGAAC